Messenger RNA from Carcharodon carcharias (great white shark), 3949 nucleotides. RefSeq names its product ras-related protein Ral-A. Gene Ontology annotation, cellular component: plasma membrane. Gene Ontology annotation, biological process: Ras protein signal transduction; regulation of exocytosis. NCBI's taxonomy places the organism in Eukaryota, Metazoa, Chordata, Chondrichthyes, Lamniformes, Lamnidae. The coding region runs from base 345 to 965 and encodes 206 amino acids. The transcript has 6 exons. The record is from RefSeq and is a predicted model, not a curated record. Gene Ontology annotation, molecular function: GDP binding; GTPase activity; GTP binding.
GCUCUUCUGACGUGACGCCGGCGCCGCUCCCUCUUCCGCCAUAUUAAUAGUGAUCGGGCGGGGCGGGGGAAGAGCGAGUUAGUGAGCUGCAGUUAGGAGAAGCAGUUUCCCUUCUCCUACGGCGCAGUGACCGGAAAAAGUGUAUCUGAACUGGCCUUCUGCAGGGAGUCUGUUUCACUGAGAGCUGCAACAUUGAUGUUAUAUCUCACAAGCUUCUGAGAAACUUUAGCAGUUCCCUUUUCAGGACUUGCACUGUUUUGAUCAUCCAUAAGGGUGCACACAUUCCAGGUGGAAAAUCGCUAUCGAGCAAGUUUCAGACUUUGGUGAUAACACCCCCAUUCAUAAUGGCAGCAAACAAGACCAAAGGCCAGAAUUCCUUAGCUCUUCACAAAGUGAUUAUGGUUGGGAGUGGUGGUGUGGGGAAAUCUGCCUUAACGCUACAAUUCAUGUAUGAUGAGUUUGUUGAGGAUUACGAGCCUACAAAAGCAGACAGCUAUCGGAAGAAAGUGGUGCUGGAUGGUGAGGAAGUCCAGAUAGACAUCCUUGAUACUGCAGGCCAAGAAGAUUAUGCUGCUAUCAGGGAUAACUAUUUUCGUAGUGGAGAAGGCUUCCUCUGUGUUUUUUCCAUCACUGAACAAGAAUCUUUUGCAGCUACAGCUGACUUCAGGGAACAGAUUCUCCGGGUGAAAGAGGACGAGAACGUUCCCUUCCUGCUUGUUGGCAAUAAGUCAGAUUUGGAGGAUAAACGACAAGUAUCAGUGGACGAAGCAAAGAGCAGAGCUGACCAAUGGAGUGUGAAUUACGUAGAAACAUCAGCAAAAACAAGAGCCAAUGUUGAUAAGGUUUUCUUUGACUUGAUGAGGGAAAUACGUGCAAGAAAAAUGGAAGAUAGUAAAGAGAAGAAUGGGAAGAAGAAAAGGAAAAGCAUAGCUAAAAGGAUCCGGGAAAGAUGUUGCAUUUUAUAAACUCUGCAGACUAAACCAUUUUAGAAGUCUAAACAUACUAAGUAUCUCAUUUCAUUCACUGUUCCUUCAGAGUGAUUGAAGGUACACUAAUGUUUUACAUUCGGGUUUCAGAAAGCAUGAAUUGGAGCCAACUUUAGGACACACAAUUGAUCAAGAGAUUUAAUUUCAAUCCGAAGCGCUGAAUUUUGUGCGAUGUCAAUUGGUAUCUGGACUUCAGGUUCAUUUUUUUUAACAAUACCAUUGGAAAGGUUUCUUUGCCUGGGUGGGUCUUGUGUGGGGGUGGUUAAUCAUUUCAGUCGUCAUUUAAAUUACAAAAUGAAAAAUGGUGACUCACUUCUCUCACAAGGCAAAGCACUUUGUUAAAUCACCUUUUGAAUCUGAACUAUCAGCAUUUGUAGAUUCUAUACGAUAACUUUUAAUUUCCCCUGGCAAAACUGAGGCUUAAAUACUGCUAUUUGGGAAAUAAAUUGUUUGUAUUAAGCAGAACUUUACCUUGACGGAUUUGCUGUUUUUUCUUAAAGAAAAAGCACCGUCCAAUUGUAAGUUCAAUUGGUAGCACUGGUUUUUCACCAUUUGAAUUUUCUAACCAAAAAACUUGCUGUUAAUAACUGUACUCAAGAAUUCACUUUUUGACCUGUUACAAGCUGAGAUAAAACUUGCUGCAUGAUAGUUUAAAAAUCUUCACUAAGUAUUAAGAGGUGUAACCUGUGAAAUACUAAAGUGUUUUUCUUCAAAAUGAGCUUAUUUGGGUUUUUGCUCCACUUAGUCAUUUGGCAUUUGUUUUUUCUUUUAUGAAUGCUAGUAAUCCAUUGAGACUCAUUUGGAGCUAUGGGUUUCUAAUGUUACAGGUUAGAAGACAAACUGUAUUUCCAUCAGUAGAAUGCACAACAGCUUGUUUAUGUCCCAAUAUCUCUCUUUGACACUUAGCACAUUGCAAUUAAUAGGGAAAAUUUGCACAUGCAUGAGUUAUCAUUUAUUUUCCUUUCUACAAUAUACUACAUUAAUUUUAAACAAAUUGCUAGUAGGAGUAAAAAGAAAUGGGACAUUUAAAUCAUUGGGCCUAAAUCUAAUUCCUGAACAAUAAAUGGGAUUUUACUCCUUUUCCUGUCAAAAUUAACCUAACUAAAUAACAGGAACCCAUGCCAUUUAAGUGAGAUUUUGUUAGGUUAAUUGGAGCAAAACUGGCAUUCUUGGGUCUUUGAGAAAUUUCAUUUCUGAUGCAAUAUUGGUUACUGGAGUAGUAAUCGAUGUUUUUGUUUUGCAGUUGGCAGAUUGAGCACUUCUAGUUAUUCAGCCACCUGGAAUUUAAUAAACCUGUUUUGGUCUUGAGAGAGAAGAUUGGGAAGCUUGAUGUUGCAAUUGCCUGGGUUAAAUUAUGGUCUCCAAUUUUUAAAAUGCAAAUAGAGUUGUAUGUUAUAUCUGCACUAGUGAAUUGAUUUAGUUUUCUCCUUUAGUCACCAAUGGGAUUUGAUCAUACUAAAGUUUGAUUUCAAUGAGCUCCCUGCUAUAUGGCCUCCUGAGAAGCUUGCACCUGCUGUGACAACGCAUACAUGGUUGACACUUGGAGCAAUUUUCACCCAACCUGCUCACUGGAAAAUUGACUACAAUAUUCCUUCCCAAUUGAAUUCAAUGGAGAGUAGUAGUGGGCAGGGCUCAAAACUAGCAUUCUGUCUGAUGCUAUGGGUUUCCUGCAUGGCAAGUUAUGUUAAAAUGAAUUCCUCGCAAUACCAAUGAGAACAGAAGGUGUGCUGUCAGCAUGGGAAUCCUGUCAUUUAUGAUAAAUUGGGAUGAACAUGAGUUACUUAGAUGUAACAAGUUUGAUUAUGUCUGUACUAAGCCUGAGACAAAUUGGGACUCAGUUUUUUGUUAUCUAACUUGCUAGACUUGCAUGUAUAUGGAUUUCACUGUAUUUGUUAUAUCAAAGUAAUUGUAAGUGGCAUUUUGAGGCAGAUUCUGGCUUUUCAAAUGAGGCACUAAUGCACAAAAGCAGAUACACAUGCAUAUAAUCAAGCUGGGCUAAACUGUAGAAAAGCAGUGUAAAACUUGUAAAUAGAAACUUAUCUGAAAAUGCCUUAAUUUGAAAUCUUUACAGGUUACAUCCAUCAGGAGUGUGGCAAAUGAAUUAUGCAGAUGAUAACUGCUAAGAACUUCUUACUAAUCCUGUAAAAUGUGCCAUAUUUUGGGCCUGAUAGCCCAAAAAAUAAUUCAGUUGACUUGAUAUUUGGGGCUACCAUCUUCAGAAUUUAAUUAUGCAUUUUGGUUCAAAUAGCAGUUAAACAUCUCAUGUUUUUGUAAAAAAAAAAUGUAUGUAUUGUCCUUCAUAUUACAGUCCCCAGCCCUGCAGAGAGAUUUAGUGUGAAAGUGGAAGAAUGAAGAUUGAACUGUUUGGUUCAGAAGCCCCCACCACCCAGCCAAUCUACUCACUUUCUAUUGGCUGAGAUUUACUGACAAGGAAUUGCAGUCAAGGCGAGACUUAAAGCUGCUUUUGAAUUCUUUUAACAGUUUCAACAAGAACAUCAGGAUGAUGCCACUAAAUCUGGAGUGUUGGGAACCUAGAAUGUAUAGUAUAUAAGAUAUCAUUUGUUCUGUCCUUUUUUUAUUUAGAUGCAUUGUUUGCAUUUUGUCAUGUUUUAAACUUUUAAUGUUGUGUGUUUCAAAGUAGGAGUUAUUUGCACUGUAUAGAAUUGAGGGAUACUAUGAAGAGUUGCUGCAAAAUAUAUAAACCUUGUUUGGGCAUAAGCAGUUUAGACACUUUUUUUUUACAUUUUGUGAGCAGUGCAUAGCUGUGAAAUUUGUAUGGCAGUGUGAAUUAUAAAAUGAAAAUGAUUCUAACCACUAACAUUAGAUUUGCAGUAUAUGUGAAGCUUGGGUUUUAUGGUGUUAUGAAGCUGAAAAACACAAAUGUUAAAAGCUGAUGCCCUUGCCCACAAAACAUUUUAAUUGUAUGUUGAACCAUUAAAAAAUAAAAUAACAUUUUUACAGCA